GCCCAAACUGAGCUUCGUGCAGUUAGAUUUGGUUGGUUUCUCAAACGCCUCCAUACUAACAAAAGAGAAGCAAACGAGAUGGAAAUAACCAAGAUCAUAAUGAAAUGUGCUGUUGUCAUUGAACGUAUCGAUUUCUGAAAACGGAUGGACAAUGUUAUAAUGAAAAUCCUGAUAUGACGCGAGCUGGGUGCAGACUAACACUGAGCUAGUCAGAUGAACGCGGCUUCUUCGUUGGCUACCCUACGUCGCCAGGACAACCAAACCACACCUUGGAAACAGAGGAAGGUUACUAGGAAGAGGAAACAGGGAGAUAGCAGAUAGAGUGAAUCAGACAAGGAAAGGAAACUUUUGCUUCAGAAUGGGUUAUGAUGUUGAGAGAUUUGUGGGCUAUGUCAAUGAGGGCUUGCUUUGUAGUGUGUGUCGGUGUGUGUGCGAGGAUGCUGUGAUGUCGCCGUGUGAGCAUGUUUUCUGCAGGGCGUGCAUCAGCGCCUGGCUGUCCCAGCACGCCACCUGUCCUGAGGACCGCACUCACCUCACUCACACUCAACUGCGGCCGCUCUACAGGUACAUGCGUAAUGACCUGAUGCGACUCCAGAUUCGCUGUGUGUUCCAUGUGCACGGCUGUGAUGUCAUCAGCUCACUUGAGUCCUUACACACCCAUGAGGCAGAGUGUGACUACUCUCUGCUGACAUGUAGCAACACAGGUUGUGAGGUGCAGGUGUGUCGCCGAGACCUGGAGGCUCACCUCAGCGUGUGUGAAUUUGGCAGCAGAUUGUGCUUAGGCACAGACAAGGACACACACACAUGCGUCACAGAGCUUCGCACUGAACUGCAGCUACUUAGGGCAGAGUGUGUGUGUAAAGUUGAAGAGCUGAGAUGUGAGAUGGAGUCAAGGCUGGAUUCCCAGCGAAGACACAUGGUGCAGAGAGAGAACUUGUUGAAGAAUGAAGUGGAGGAACUUAAGGGCCAGCUUUCCUGCGUGAUGUCUGAUGUGUGUGUGCUGCUAGCCGCGGAGCGCUCCCGUCGGCAGGAGCUGGAGAAAGCCGAGCUGGAGAAGGCAGAGCUUCUGGAGCUUCUGAAGGAGGGACAGAGGCAGCUCACGCCCACUCAUCAAACCACACCCACCCCGGGGGAGGGGCCCCGCAAGACCGGCCCACGCAGCCUCACCCUGGACUGUAUCAAGAGGAAGAGUAAAGAAGUCACAGUCAUCUAGCACAGAGCCAUUAAGAGGAAGAGGAAAGAAGUCACAUUCAUCUAGCACAGAGCCAUUAAGAACUCACACUUGCGCUACAGAACAUUAUGCCUAUCUUCCUGUAAAGACUGAAAUAUGAAUGGAAAACAUCUGGAGAUCAAUGAAAUCUAAGUCACUUGGACUUGGCUGGCUGUGUCGAUGAAACCAACACAACUUGCAGGCUUUGGCAAGUUGUGCAUAAGACUUAAGCAGAGAGCUUCUGAGGUCAAAGGUUCCAUCAAUGGCGUCUCACAGUUCAAACUAUCAACACUGAGCCAUUUUUCUGCACAUAUAGACUUAUAGACAGAAACACAUUUAAAUUAAAUGUAAAAUGGUGGUCCCCCUACGAAUACACACAAAAUGAUGUAAUCUGUAAACCAUUUGUCAGUAUUGUCAUGCUCACUGUGACUUCCUUUUCAUAACUACGCAUUUGACCCAAGCCUGACCAAGGACAGAGAAUAAUUGCCACAAUUACCAACAUCUGAACCUGUGAUGUAUAGUUUGUGUGUGUAAGAAAAAAGUUAUUGGGGCCUGCGUGACUUUUUGCAUUCAAUUGUCAUCAGUUUUUUGAUUGUUUUACAUCAUGAGCAUAACAUUUAGUUGAACACACAGCUGCAUAGAGACACGCGUGUGUAUUUUCUAACUACCAUUGAAAAAAAAAUGGAAUAGAAAUGUAUGUCUGUGCUUUUUUUUAAAUAAAGUUUCACCUGUGUUCCCA
This is a messenger RNA of Alosa alosa (allis shad), 1949 nucleotides long. It is a transcript of the gene rnf41l, whose product is annotated as ring finger protein 41, like. Gene Ontology annotation, molecular function: zinc ion binding. NCBI's taxonomy places the organism in Eukaryota, Metazoa, Chordata, Actinopteri, Clupeiformes, Clupeidae. The coding region runs from base 359 to 1213 and encodes 284 amino acids. The record is from RefSeq and is a predicted model, not a curated record. The transcript has 7 exons.